AACAAAGUCCAAAGACAGUUCCACCUUUCUUAAAAAGUGUGUAAUUUAGUGAUCGAACUGGUUAUACUUGCUAAAAUCACCUGGAGUGAUGUAAGAGUUGCCUGUGAUCCUAGAGGACAAAGAGCUGUCAGUUAGUCUCAGGUGGAGCUGCUGCUCGGAGUCUCCCAACUCUCACAGCAGGACUGAAACAGGACUGUCAUGAGGAUAACGUGAAGUGUGUUUGGUGCCAAAGCUGGCUCUCUUUGGGAGGAUUUUGACUGGGUGUCUCUAUGAAGCACUGGGAGUCAUGACAGAUUUGUGGUUAAUAUCUGUCCCUUUGGACAAGACCAGUUUAACCAGCGUAGACAAACUGAAGCGCCAAAUAGCCAAAACCAACCUCACCUCCUGCUGUAGAUUCUCCAUCCCUGAACUAAAGGUGGGAAUACUGGACAGUCUGCUCAGCGUGUCAGAUGAUCUAUCCAAGCUUGACACACUGACUGAGAGUGUGAUUAAAAAAACGCAUCAGUGUAUGAGGGAGGUGAUGGAGCAGUCGGAUGAUAAAGUGCUGGAAAACGCCUUGGCCAAUGGAGUGGAUCUGAUGAGCUAUGUGACCAAGUUUCAGUGGGACAAAGCCAAGUAUCCCACCGCUCUGCCUCUGUCCACCCUGGCAGACAUCAUCAACAAGGAAGUUUCCCAGAUGGAGACAGAAUUGAAGUCCCGAGCUGUGGCGUACAACAGUGUGAAAAUGAGCCUACAGAGCUUUGAGCACAAAAUAAACGGGAGUUUACACACUUGCAGUCUGAGUGACAUAGUGAGGAGAGAAGACCUGGUGGUGUCCGAGUAUCUCACAACUCUUCUGGUCCUGGUCAGCAGAGGGAGCUACCUGCAGUGGGAGAGGACUUAUGAAUCUUUGUCGCAGUUUGUGGUUCCUCGCUCCAGCAGGAAGCUGUACGAGGACGGAGAGGGAGGCAUUUUCUCCGUCACACUCUUCAAACGAGCCGUGUGUGAAUUCAAAGCCAAAGCCCAGGAGAGCAAGUUCAGCGUGCGCGAGUACAGCUUUGAUUUAGAGGAGAAGAAGCAGCAGGAGAUGAAGAAGCUCUGCGUUCACAAGAGGGAACAAUACGGAAUCUUUGUGCGAUGGCUGAAGGUGAACUUCAGCGAGGUGUUUGUUGCCUGGAUUCACCUCAAAGCUUUGAGGGUUUUUGUGGAAUCAGUCCUCAGGUACGGGCUGCCUCUGAACUAUCAGGCUCUUCUGCUGCAGACAGACAGGAAGCGGUCAAAAAAACUGAGGGAUGAGCUCUCUGAACUGUUCAUGCAUCUGGACCCGACGGCCACUGCUGACAAGACGGAGCUGAGCUUUGACAUCCCAGGACUGUGUCAGCAGGAGUACUCCUCCGUCAUCUGCUUCAAUAUCAACACCAACCUGCUGGAGAUCAGCUAGCAGUCAGCAAAAAGGAGGACACCGGCAGUAACCGAACAAAGAGGGCCCUGUCACCGACGCUGCUGUGAACAGCUCCAACUGUGAACAGAGACCCUCUUCUCUAAAUACAGCACAGCAAAUGAAGAAUAAAUCCACGGACGAUGUUUUCAACUUUUCUUGAGCGCUGGAAACAAUGGUGGAGCUUCCCUGGGACAGCUGUGUAAAUAACCUGCGGCCUGGAUGAGUUUUGGUGUUCUUUACCAAAAUAAGAGCAGCACAUGGACGACACUGUUGAGACGUGCUGCUCAUGAAACCGUGGAGCCGUGUACGAACCGUCCUGUAAAUGUGUAUGUUAGUGUACAGCUAUUUAAAGUUCAUCCUGGAAUCAUGAAGCAGAUUUCAUUUUAUUGUGACACUGUUUAUAUGUAUUUUGUCCUUCCACUCAUAUUAGAUCACACUGUAUUUAAUGUAAAGCCUCCAUUAGACGGGCACUCAGACCCAGUACCUAAUAAAACUACUGACUCCA
This is a messenger RNA of Notolabrus celidotus (New Zealand spotty), 1925 nucleotides long. RefSeq names its product ATPase H+ transporting V1 subunit C2 (gene atp6v1c2). Gene Ontology annotation, molecular function: proton-transporting ATPase activity, rotational mechanism. Gene Ontology annotation, cellular component: vacuolar proton-transporting V-type ATPase, V1 domain; lysosomal membrane. The transcript has 14 exons. The record is from RefSeq and is a predicted model, not a curated record. Gene Ontology annotation, biological process: proton transmembrane transport. The coding region runs from base 287 to 1420 and encodes 377 amino acids. Lineage: Eukaryota; Metazoa; Chordata; Actinopteri; Labriformes; Labridae.